AUGCUUCUGUCUACAUUGCAUGAGAUCAACCUGGCCACUGUGUCGCGAAUGGAUUUGAAGCUGGAAGAAGGCCUUUACUUUGGAGACAUCCUCACCAUCCUCCCACCAAACACCCCCUCUGUCCACAAAACCAAAAGCGUGGCCGGGGCGGGAGAGGAAAAGCCUGAGAAACCGCAGCGAGCUGGAGCCGCCGGAGGACCUGAAGAAGAAGCAGAAAAACCUGUGAAAACUAAGACUGUUUCUUCCAGUAAUGGAGGGGAAAAUUCCAGUCGCAGCGCUGAGAAGCGAUCAGCUGAAGAAGAAGCUGCAGACCUCCCAACAAAGCCUACAAAGAUCUCCAAGUUUGGAUUUGCCAUAGGUAGUCAGACGACAAAGAAAGCCUCAGCCAUAUCCAUCAAACUUGGCUCAAGUAAGCCUAAAGAAACCGUUCCAACUCUUGCUCCAAAAACUCUUUCAGUAGCAGCAGCUUUUAAUGAAGAUGAAGAUAGUGAACCAGAGGAAAUGCCUCCGGAAGCAAAGAUGAGGAUGAAGAAUAUUGGAAGGGAUACACCAACAUCAGCAGGACCAAAUUCCUUCAAUAAAGGAAAGCAUGGGUUUUCUGAUAACCAGAAGCUAUGGGAGCGAAAUAUAAAAUCUCAUCUUGGAAAUGUCCAUGAUCAAGACAAUUAAAUGAUGUGCUUUGAAAUUGGGGUGUGGGGUGGGUGUAAAGUUAAAAGGAACAGUUUCCUUUUUUAAAGAAUGGUAUAAGACUAUCUUU
Molecule: messenger RNA, 757 nt
Organism: Hippopotamus amphibius kiboko
Lineage: Eukaryota; Metazoa; Chordata; Mammalia; Artiodactyla; Hippopotamidae
Product: PEST proteolytic signal-containing nuclear protein-like
Exons: 3
Coding region: 1-669 (222 amino acids)
Biological process (GO): proteasome-mediated ubiquitin-dependent protein catabolic process; protein ubiquitination
Cellular component (GO): nucleus
Source: RefSeq, a predicted model, not a curated record